Molecule: messenger RNA, 939 nt
Organism: Gracilinanus agilis (Agile Gracile Mouse Opossum)
Lineage: Eukaryota; Metazoa; Chordata; Mammalia; Didelphimorphia; Didelphidae
Product: olfactory receptor 10AC1-like
Exons: 1
Coding region: 1-939 (312 amino acids)
Biological process (GO): G protein-coupled receptor signaling pathway
Cellular component (GO): membrane
Molecular function (GO): olfactory receptor activity; G protein-coupled receptor activity
Source: RefSeq, a predicted model, not a curated record
AUGCCUCCUGGCUUCCUUCUUCAAGGCUUUUCUGAAUUCCCUCACCUACAACCUUUCCUCUUCUUACUGCUCCUUUUCGUACACCUGGCCACCCUGAGUGGAAAUCUGGUCAUCCUUGUGUCAGUGGCCUCUGUUACCACCCGUCCUCCUAUGCUGCUUUUCCUAUGCCAGUUGUCAGCUAUUGAGCUCUGCUAUACCUUGGUGGUAGUGCCCCGCUGCCUAGCUGACCUGGCCAGUGGCCAGGACCAGGGCAGCCCCAUCUCCUUCAUGAGCUGUGCAGUGCAAAUGCAGAUGUUUGUGGCUCUUGGAGGAGCUGAGUGCUUCCUGCUGGCAGCCAUGGCCUAUGACCGCUAUGUGGCCAUCUGCCACCCUCUGCGCUACCCAGCCAUGAUAACUCCAGGGCUCUGUGGGAGGCUGGCUUUGGGCUGCUGCCUGGGGGGACUGGUAGUCUCCCUGUUUCUCACUGUAGCUGUCUUCCGACUGCCCUUCUGUGGCUCCCACCUGUUGAUUCACUUCUUCUGUGACAUCACUGCCUUACUGCACCUUGCCUGCACCCAGAGCUAUGUGGAGGAGCUGCCCCUCCUUGGGGCAUGCAUUGUACUGUUGUUGGUACCCUCUUUCCUGAUCCUGACCUCCUAUGGUGCCAUUGUGGGUGCCCUGAGACGCCUGCAUUCAGCGGGGGGCCGCAAGAAGGCUGCCUCCACGUGUGCCUCUCACCUGGCAGUUACCCUGCUACAUUAUGGCUGUGCCACCUUCAUGUAUGCACGGCCCAAGACCAGCUAUGCCCCACAGAGGGACCGGAUACUGGCACUCAUCUACACCAAUGUGACACCCCUACUCUACCCACUCAUCUACAGUUUCCGCAAUCGGGAAGUCACCACAGCCAUACACAAGGUACUGAGAUUGCAAGGAAAUGGCCACUCCCUGGUUACUGGGUGA